UCUUCAAUAUUUGCUCACCUUCUCUCUCUCUCUCUCUCUCUCUCUCUCUCUCUCUCUCUCCACCCCAGUCCCCACGCACAUAUCCAUCCACCCCAGGCUUCAAUGGCCAUGGCAACCAGUUAUAGCUCCAUGGCUAACCUUCCAUUUAUCUCCAAAACUCCCUUUCCCAAUAAACAAGUCUCUAAUUGGAUGCCUACUACAAUCAGCAAUGGCGAUGGCACUGGUGGUAUGUUCAGCAUGGCAAGAAGAAAUUCAAGAAUCGGGUUCCAAGUUCAUGCUGUCACUGGAGACCAGGGCUCUCGCAAUGUGUCUGAUGUAAAGUUCCCAAGUGAUUAUCCAGAACUUCUGAUGCAGGCUAAAGAAGCUGCUGAAUCAGCUCUUAAGGAUGGAAAGCAGCUACUGGAAAUCGAGUUCCCUACAGCUGGACUACAAAGUGUGCCAGGUGAUGGCGAAGGAGGAAAUGAGAUGACUGGAAGCAUGCUUCUCAUUAGAGAAUUUUGUGAUCGCUUUGUACCUGCAGAGAAAGCUACUAGAACCAGAGUAUUCUUUCCUGAGGCAAAUGAGGUUACUUUUGCAAGAGAAUCAGCCUUUGAAGGAUGUUCACUGAAGCUAGAUUAUCUAACAAAACCAUCCUUAUUUGAAGAUUUUGGUUUUACAACAAAAGUGAAAAUGGCAGACCGUGUCAAACCAGAAGAUGAGUCAUUCCUUGUGGCUUAUCCUUACUUCAAUGUCAAUGAAAUGCUUGUGGUUGAAGAGCUUUACAAGGAAGCAGUUGUUGGGACCAACCGGAAAUUGAUAAUAUUCAAUGGAGAACUAGACCGAAUAAGAAGUGGAUACUACCCGUCAUUCUUCUACCCGAAACUUGCAGAGCUUUCCAAAACAUUUCUCCCGAAACUGGACACAGUUUACUAUAUUCACAAUUUCAAGGGAGUCAAAGGGGGAACGCUUUUCAGGUGCUACCCUGGACCUUGGAAGGUCCUGAGGAAAGCAACGUCUGGCAGCUACAUCUGCUUGCAUCAACAAGAGGAAAUGCCUUCGUUGAAGGAAGUGGCCCUCGACAUCCUUCCUUCUGUAUAGCUAGGAUCUGUCACAGAGUUACGUGUCAACAAUAAUGUUUACAAAAAGAAGUCGUGCACCUAUCUGGACAAUGCUUCCUGGCUGCUUUUUCUUUGGUUCGAUAUAGGAAGGUAGAAAAGAUACCAAAACGCUCAAAUCUACAUUUUUCAAGGGCUUUGGUUUAGACUUCUGCUGUUCUGCACUAAGAGAGUGGAACGUGAUUACUUCUAAGCUGAACAUUGCCGCUAUCGAAUGAUGCCCAUUGAGCAUUGUGUUUUAUCUAGGGAGAUCGAGAACUACUGAACACAUCAUGUUUUCAUUUGUGUUUGCGACUUUGCAUGAACGGAUAUGAUGAAUUUAUUGUGCCAUCGGCCAAA
Molecule: messenger RNA, 1433 nt
Organism: Panicum virgatum (switchgrass)
Lineage: Eukaryota; Viridiplantae; Streptophyta; Magnoliopsida; Poales; Poaceae
Product: protein LOW PSII ACCUMULATION 3, chloroplastic-like
Exons: 9
Coding region: 103-1077 (324 amino acids)
Source: RefSeq, a predicted model, not a curated record